Pimephales promelas (fathead minnow) is the source of this 711-nucleotide messenger RNA. NCBI's taxonomy places the organism in Eukaryota, Metazoa, Chordata, Actinopteri, Cypriniformes, Leuciscidae. The record is from RefSeq and is a predicted model, not a curated record.
AUGAUCCACUGGACACGUCAGAUUAAAGCAGUGCUCAGCGCUCAAUCCGUGAGUGACAUGGGAGACACCUCGGGCCCGCUGGAGGAGAUCUCUUUCUGGAAGAGCCGCUGUGCUGAUCUGGAAAGCAUUAGUAAGCAGCUCCAGAAACCUGGAGUCUGUCAUAUACAGGCCAUUCUUCAGCUCCACACAUCAAACUACAUCCCAUCCUUCUGUGAACUAGCCAAGCAGAUCCAGGACAGCACUUUGCAGGCCCAGUCAAACAUCUCCUUCCUGUCCUUACUGAAAGAGCCUUGUGAGGAGCUUGCUCAGCUUAAACCUCGUGAGAUUGUACCCAAACUCGCUCACAUCCUCAACAUAAUUCGUGUGAUAUGGGUCAACUCCAGCUACUACAACACCCAUGACAAGAUCACAGCUCUGUUAUCCAAGAUGAGUAGUGAGAUCAUCCGUCAGUGCUGUCGGCAGAUCUCUCUGGACAGGAUCUUUCAGGGUUACGUGAUCUCCAGCAAGCAGAUUCUGAAUGACUGUAUCCAGUGCUGUCUGGCUUGGAAAGAGCUCUACUUGCACAACUCCCAGCUCCACCACAAGUACAGUAGCCUUAAAUCAUCUUUUCUGUCUAUCCGAGUUGUGCUCUGUUCUCCACGGCACAGGAACACGACACUGGGAUUGCACUGUGUUACAGCAGCACCUAUUCACUUGACACGCCAUAACUGA